Molecule: messenger RNA, 4029 nt
Organism: Cyclocybe aegerita
Lineage: Eukaryota; Fungi; Basidiomycota; Agaricomycetes; Agaricales; Hemipholiotaceae
Source: the annotation of a GenBank genome assembly
AUGUCGGACAAUUACACUAGCGGAUCGUAUCGAAUGGAGUUACUGAAGGCAACCAAUUGGAUGCCAUGGAAGCGCCGUAUGCUUGCGGUAUUGGUUGACCUCAGACUGGAUGGUUACAUCACGGAAGGUGCAGCACCUCCAGGAUCAGCAGACCCCAAAACUCCCACCAGUGCUGAAGCUGCAGCAUUGAAGAAGUGGAAUGCCGGUGAUGUGAAGAAGCUCGAUCGCGAGAAUUUGGUCAAUGGCAUGACCAUCGAUCAAGCUUCUAUCCCAUCAAAGACUUGCGAAGCUUGUAUUCAAGCCAAGCAAACUCAUAAACCCUUUCCCAAGGAAGCGGAGAAUCAUUUGGAGACUCCGGGGGAGAGGAUAAUGAGUGAUUUGUGGGGACCAGCUGGUGUGAAGUCUAUUGGAGGAUUUAAAUAUUAUAUUUCCUUCACGGAUGACUGCACACGAUAUGGCCAUGUUCUAUUUUUAAAGGAGAAGUCGGAAGCCUAUGAUUGCAUCAUUCAGCAGGUCACCAAGAUAGAGCGCCAGUUUGGGAAAUAUCCCCAGUGGAUGCACUUCAAUAACGGCCGUGAAUUUGUCAAUACACGGGUAAAGGAAUGGGCAGCCUCUCACGGAAUAGAGUUAGAGCUUACAGCACCCUACUCGUCAUCACAGAAUGGGGUGGCUGAAAGGUUCAAUCGCACUCUAUUAAAUUUAGCUCGGGCAAUGCUUAUCGCAAAGAAUUUACCAUCGUUCUUGUGGGACGAGGCAGUUUCCCAUGCAAACUAUCUUUGCAAUCGCGCCCCGACACGGGCUCUUGAUGGCAAAACACCAUAUCAGGCAUGGUUCAGGAAGAAGCCUGAUGUGUCUCACUUGAGGGAAUUUGGAUGUGAUGUCUGGGUACUCGACAAAACCGAGAAUCUUUCAAAAUUGAAACCAAGAUCACGGAAAAUGAUCUUUGUGGGUUUCAAUGAUGGUUCUAAGUCCAUCCGCUAUUAUGAUCCCUCAAAACGAAAUAUCAAGUCAUCAAGAAAUGUUUCAUUCAAUGAGAAUGAAGAGCCACAUGAGCUAACUAUUACAGAAUUGCCCGGUUUGUGGUCUGAGGGGGAGCAAGGGAAGAUCUCGACAUCCUCGCAAACCAUUCCCCAAAAGGAAACCGCACAACAAGCGCCCAUCGAAGAAGCCGAGCCGCUCGCGGAAACUCCGGAAACACCUCAAGAGCCAGACUCUCGUCAACUCCGAGAGAGGAAGACACCAAUUGAUUACAAGAAGCUGGCAAAUCCGGACUCAAAGAAGCCUGCAGCAAGAUUGCGAGGGCAAGAACUCAGGUAUACUCCCACUCCCUCGCCUCCACCUGAUCCUACUCGUCACACGAAGGCGUCCCAAGCUCGGGCACGUGAGCGUGCACACUUUGCGCGAUCAGGAAGCUAUAGCACACAUCCCAAAGUGUCCGAUGAUAAAUUCGUCCGGGAAAUAAUUGAAGGGUACAUGUUUAUUAAUAGCCCUACAGAACCAGACAUCCCACGGACCGUGGACAAGGCCUUACAAAGCCCGGAGGCAUUCUAUUGGGAAGCAGCAAUGCAGGAAGAAUUAGCCACCAUCAAGAAGAUGAAUACAUGGGAGGAAACUGACCUACCGGAAGGAAGAACCGCAAUAGGAUCAAGAUGGGUUUUCGACAAGAAACACGACGAGCACGGGAAUGUCAUUAAAUACAAGGCUCGAAUAGUCGCACAGGGCUUCUCACAGAAGCCAGGGACCGAUUACAGCAAUGACGGCACGUUCGCACUGGUUAUGCGCUUUGAAACAUUGCGCACCGGACUCGGUCUCGCAGCAAUAAAUGGAUGGGAUCUCCGUCAAUUCGACGUGAAGGGAGCCUAUUUAAAUGGCUACCUCGAGGAGGAGAUUUAUAUGCGACAACCUCCAGGUUUUGACGACGGUACAGGCCGUGUCUGCCUGCUUAAACGAUCCCUCUAUGGCCUCAAACAAGCCGGAAAUGUUUGGAAUAAAGAAUUCGACCGAGCCAUGCAAGAUUUGGGAUUUAAUCGACUCAAAUCCGAUUCCUGCUGCUACCUGCGUCGCACGGGUGACGAUUUCGAGAUCCUACUCGUAUGGGUCGACGAUAUAUUGUCCAUAGCAAGUACAAGCGCCCGAAACGACAUUGUGGAGAAGGAUCUAGGCAAGCAUACCAUAUCCCUCUUCCAGACUGCCUACAUCGACUCCUUGCUCAAGAAAUGUGGUCUAGACGACUGCAACUCUGUUACGACGCCUCUAGACCCCAAUAUUCGUCUCGACGACAACUCAGAUGAAGAAACAAAGCCAGGAGUGAACCAGGACCAAGACGAGCGCUUAUCUGUCGGAUACGCGACGCUUAUAGGUUCUCUGAUAUAUCUGGCCAUUGGAACGCGUCCAGAUAUCGCAUACGCCGUCCAGAAGCUCGCCCAGUUCACUCAGAACCCCAAACCGAAGCACUGGACCGCUGUGAAGCGAAUAUUUCGCUACCUCAAAGGAACUCGUACCCAUGCACUUACUUACAGCGGGUCCGACGACUUUACUACCCCAGAACUCAAUAUUUAUUGCGACGCCGACUGGGGAAGCGACGCGAACCGUAAAUCAGUGAGUGGUUACGUUGUCACACUCGCUGGAGGCGCAGUUUCUUGGAGUUCCAAGAAACAAACCACGGUAGCACUCUCAACCGCGGAAGCGGAGUAUGUAGCUGCUACUCAUGCCGCAAAACAAGUCCUGUGGCACCGUUCUCUGUUCACAGAACUUGGAAUUGACUUACCAACGACCUCGACAAUCUUCUCGGACAACCAGGCCACCGUUUCUAUCACACACCACCCGGAAUUUCAUGCACGCACGAAGCACAUCAACAUCACGCUUCAUUUCCUCCGUGAUCUCGUACAGAAUGGCACGCUCAAUCUUGUGUACAUCAACACGUACGACAACUUAGCCGAUCUAUUCAUGAAAGGACUACCUAGAUCUAUACAUCAAGAUCUCUCUGCGGUCAACUGGCUCCUGGUCUUUCAUGCUUUUUCUGGGGAUGGGACACAGGGACCAUACAACCAAAUACCAAAGUCAAUUGACUUUUUUUCAGCAGCGCUGCGAAGUCCAGAUCGAUGGUUCCGUCAGAUGUUUCGCUUGAGUCGUGAUAUGUUUGACCGCCUGGUUUCAAUGCUAGCCCUCAACCCAAUUUUUGUAUCCAAGGGGAGGAAGCCACAGCGCCAUAUCAAGUAUCAACUUGGCUGCUUCCUCGUCCGUUAUGACGUGUUUCAAAGGCAUGCCGAAGUCAUUGCCAACGACAUCAAAAACAAAUCUGGCUUCCCCGGUUGUGUCGGGAGUGGUGAUGGGAGUCUCGUAAAGUUUACUGAGGAGCCCAUUGUCAAUGGUCAUGUAUAUCUCUCUCAGAAAAAGGCUUUUGGUACAAAUGUUCAGAUUACUGUUGACCAUGAAUGCAGAAUCACCUCCUACGAGCUGGGAUGGCCAGGUUCAGUGCCGGAUGUGCGGGUAUGGAAGAAUUCUUUCAUCUGGAAGCAUCGUCAUCAGCUGUUUAAGGAGGGCUACUAUAUUCUCGCUGAUAAAGGUUACCCUUCUUCUCCGUGGCUUGUCCGCCCUUUUGAUGAGACGGAGAUCUCAAAAGCAGCACCCGCCCUGAAAUCACGCAUGCGCCAGUUCAACAAACACCUAUCUUCUGUUCAGAUUGACAUUGAACAUGUCUUCGGAAUGCUCAAGGGGCGCUUUCCUUCACUCAAGGAAUUCGGGCAGCAUACUGACAUCCAGGAAUGCUAUAAAGCCAUUGAGGCUUUGAUGAUCAUCCACAAUCUCUGUGUCGAGUAUCACGACCAGCCUGAGGCUAUUUGGGAUUUUGAUUCACGUGAUGAUCCUUUACCCAUAGGUGUGGUAGAAGACACUGAAGACGAUGCUGACGAGGUGGUUGGCGAGGCCAUUGGUGUGCCCGCACAUAUCCCUGUGCAUGAGACCGAAAACUGGCUCAAGGUGGCUGGCCAGCAAAAGCACCAAUAUUUACUCGAUUUAUUGAUUCCAUAA